Messenger RNA from Anoplopoma fimbria (sablefish), 2768 nucleotides. RefSeq names its product SH3 and SYLF domain containing 1 (gene sh3yl1). The transcript is spliced from 10 exons. Gene Ontology annotation, cellular component: ruffle membrane. Gene Ontology annotation, molecular function: protein binding; phosphatidylinositol binding. Lineage: Eukaryota; Metazoa; Chordata; Actinopteri; Perciformes; Anoplopomatidae. The record is from RefSeq and is a predicted model, not a curated record. Bases 254 to 1447 code for a protein of 397 amino acids.
GCUGUCGGCGCGGCACUGGCUCUCCUCUCCCUCACCUGUGUGACGUCACUACCGAUCAGACAGAAGGGCCUCCACCUGUCCAGGUGAGCGCGCCUCCUCCGUCAUCACGUGACCUGCGCGUGCGUGUGUGUGUGUGUGUGGUUUCCGGCUGCGCGCGGGGCUGUGAGCAGGUAUCAGGUGAAGCGGAAGUGAAGAGAGGAGACGGGCUCGCGCGGCUCACCUGUCCACAGGUGAACAACCAGAAAACAAGAAAAUGAGUAACCCGAUCCCCUCCAACCUGAAGUCUGAGGCCAAGAAAGCCGCCAAGAUCCUGAGAGACUUCACCGAAAUCUCCAACAGGAACGGACCGGACAAACUCAUCCCUGCUCAUGUGAUCGCAAAGGCAGAAGGUCUGGCCAUCAUCUCCGUCAUCAAGGCCGGCUUCAUGAUCACCGCCAGAGGAGGCAGCGGCAUCGUCAUCGCCAGACUGGGCGACAGACGCUGGUCAGCACCGUCUGCCCUCGGCAUCGCCGGCCUGGGAGGAGGCUUCGAGAUCGGGGUGGAGGUGUCCGACCUGGUGAUCAUCCUGAACCACCGGAGGGCCGUCGAGGCGUUCACGAAGGGCGGGAACCUGACGCUGGGCGGGAAUUGCACCGUUGCCGUGGGACCCAUGGGCAGGAAUGUGGAGGCUGACGUGGCUAUUCGCAGCACAACGGCGGUCUUCACCUACUGUAGAUCCAGAGGUUUGUUUGCUGGUAUUUCUCUGGAGGGAUCUGGCCUCAUCGAACGCAAAGAAACCAACCGCAAGUUCUACGGGAGAGAGAUCCGUGCAUCGGCCAUUCUGAACGGUGACGUAGAGCCGCCGCCCGAAUGCUACGACCUCUACCACAUCCUGGACGCCUACACCGAGGCCUACACCGCCGAUUGGACCAGCAAGUACAUGCGUCAAAAGUCGUCUUUACCUCCAUCCAGACCUCCAGCUCCGUCGCAGAGACCGGCAAGCACCUACCAGAAACCACCAGCCAGUUACCAGCAACCGCCAGCCAGUUACCAGCAACCGCCAGCCAGUUACCAGCAACCCCCAGCCAGUUACCAGCAAACCAGUUACCAGCAAACCAGUUACCAGGAAACCAGUUACCAGGAAACCAGUUACCAGCAGCAGCCAGCCAGGCCGGGUAAAAAGGUCCUCUACCCGAGCAUCUCCGUCUACAAAUCUGAGACUUCAGAUCAGCUCGCCUCCAGAAACCCUCCACACUACGGUGGAGGGUCGUCAGUGGGCGGGGCCAGCGGGCAGCUGGUCGUCACGGCGACGCACCCGUUCACGGGUCAGCAGCCCGGCGACCUGAGCUUCGUCCCCGGCGACCGCAUCACCGUCGUCACCAAGACCGACUCCGAGUACGACUGGUGGGAGGGGCAGCUGAGCGACGGCCGCGUCGGCAUCUUCCCCGCCAACUUCGUCACGUACUGACGCCCCCUGGCGGUCUGACGGAGGAACUGCAGCGGAGCGGCGGUUUCUACGGCAAGCCGGAGGAGGAAUAUUUUAUGGUUGGGGUAACACGUUAGAGCUGAAGUGAUUAGUCGAAUGGAAGGAAAUGAAUCAUAAACGAAUUAAAGAAUCGAUCGAUCGUCGUUUUUUAAGCAAAAACACCAAAAAUGUGAAAAGUUUCCAGGUUGUGAAACAUAAGAAUUAAAGGAAGUAGUUACAAAUGUUCUCAAAAUAAAUGUAUUAUUAAUUUAUAAUUAAAAACUUCAAAUUAGUUUUCACAUUUUUAUAUGUUGAAAUAUGACCUGUUAUGUUCUGACUAAGCUUAAUAUGUAAAGUAAUUCAUUCAAAACCUUUUUAUUAAACAUGUUCCCCUUUAAUUCAGACCAAACUACAUCGUUCUCUCCAGGACACUAAUAUCUGCAUCAUGAGGUGUUGUUGGGUUUAUUUUUUUAUCGUAAAAUAUUUAAGGACUAAUGAGAAAAACUCAAGGAGACAAUUUAGUUUAGUUUAAUUAAUAAUGAAGACGACUUUUUCUUGUUAUAAGAUGUAAAUGAGUCUGGAUUCAGUUUUGUAGACGUAAGACAUUAAUAAUAUAUUAACAAUUAAAUAAGAAUUAACAAUUUUUAUUAGGAAUCGUAGAAAAAGAACCAAAAACAUCUGUUUAAACACUUUUAAAAAGUACAAAGUCUUUUCUCCAUUAAUAAAACUUCGAGCUGCCUAUUUAAGACUAAUUAAAACAUUUUCUUUAAUGUUCAGUGUUGAGUUCAGGGGAGUUUGCUGCGUGGGGAAUCUCAACACCAACUGACACCGCUGCACUUUGUUUACAUGGUGAUUUUUGUUUGUUUCCGUUUAAUUUAAUAUCAAAAACACUGACUUCCUGUCCUGUCCCUUCAAACUAAAACACAAAAAAACAAUAGAUAUUGACACAUUAAAUGUUUAUUAAAAACAAUAAAGGAUUUUAUUUUAUUUUCACUAAGAUACUUUAGAAUUAAAGCACUUUUCAAACUGGGUGAAGGUGAUUUUAUUUAUUUUUUUGAAAGGAAUUAAAUUUGGUUUUAGAAACAACUUUUAACUUUCUGGUAAAUAUUUAGUUACUUUUCUUCACUGCGUUCGUAUCAAACAGUAUUUAAAAGCUUAACUUGUGGGAUCUGUUACAGCAGGGUUAGGGUUUUAUAUCUGUUUAUAGAGUUCAUAUCAUGAUGAUGAUCAUGAUGAAGGUGAAUUCUGUCAGUUCUUUUGAUAAAAACAAAGGUGUGGUGUUUUUACAUAUUAGACUUUGUACACAAAUUAUAAAUAAAUCAAC